This is a messenger RNA of Helianthus annuus (common sunflower), 2820 nucleotides long. RefSeq names its product probable inactive receptor kinase At4g23740. Bases 794 to 2701 code for a protein of 635 amino acids. Gene Ontology annotation, biological process: protein phosphorylation. Gene Ontology annotation, molecular function: ATP binding; protein binding; protein kinase activity. Lineage: Eukaryota; Viridiplantae; Streptophyta; Magnoliopsida; Asterales; Asteraceae. The record is from RefSeq and is a predicted model, not a curated record. The transcript has 4 exons.
UAGACGAAAUAAAAUAUAAGUCACGAGAGGGUUACAGGAGCAGCGUGUGUUCGUCGGUGGUUACCUUCUCCACCACCGCUGCCUGAACCACUGUAACAGUUUAUGCUCCUCCUAAAUAUUGAACCUCUUCUUAUCCCAAAUCACUCCAUUUUUGGUAUUGAAUUAUUAGACUGAGCUCUUCCCUUUCACCACCACGUGCAUCUUCCGAUUAUCUCUCCAAUCUCAUUCAUUGCUCUCUCUCCACAUUUAUUAUUCUCCACCUUACCUCCAUUAAUUCUAGCCCCUACCUUCAAACUUCAAAUCUCUCUCUCUCUCUCUCUCUCCAUUCAUUUGUCUCUUUCAUUCUGGUGUUUCUCAGUGUUUCAGCUCAUUGCUUGUAGAUAGAUUCUCACCAAAUUCAGAUUAUCAACAAGACAGUCUACUAGACAAUAACAAGUAAAUCAACUCUAUGUGAAUCAAAAGGAUUCACUGAGGACCAAACCCUAAUUUCCUUAAACUGGGAGAACGAUAACAGGACUGAAAAGAUGAACACCAAUGACAAGUUGUCCAGAAGUAUCUUUAUAUAGGAUGACCCGGUUGAACUAUCCGAAUAACCCGGAUCCACUUGUAACCAUUUCGGUUGUAACAGCAACAGGCCCAAGUCCAGCUUUAAUAAAUAGGCAACAGGCCCAAGACAACUUCUAGCUCAAGACAGCUUCUAGCCCAAAACAGCUUCCAACCAAUCGAGUAGUCCAAGUCUUUAGUUCAAACCCACAGAUGAGUAGAAAAGCUUUGUAGAAACAUAUCGAAGACGAUGGGCAACAAGAUGUGUAUAUUCUUUGCUGUUUUAUUGCUCGGAGCAAGUUUACAUUCAUUAGUUACUGCAGAGCCCUUUGAAGAUAAGCAGAUUUUAAUUAACUUCAUUCAAAGCAUUUCGCAUAGCCGCGCAAUCAAUUGGGAUAUGGGUUCGUCAGCAUGCGUUAACUGGACCGGGAUAACAUGUAAUCAUGAUGGUUCAAGAAUUAUAGCUCUCCGGUUACCUGCUUUUAGUCUUCAUGGUCCGAUUCCACAUAACACUCUUAGCCAGUUAUCAGAUCUUCAAAUCUUGAGUCUGAGAUCCAACGGGCUAACGGGCCCGUUUCCUUCGGAUUUUUCCAAUCUUAGAAACUUAACAGCUCUUUACCUUCAGUCGAACGGGUUCUAUGGCCCGUUGCCUUUGAAUUUUACUAACUGGAACAAUCUUUCGAUACUUGAUCUGUCGAAUAAUGGUUUCAAUGGAAGUAUUCCUUUUUCCUUAUCGAAUUUAAGUCAUCUUACGGCUUUAAACCUCGCUAACAACUCGUUUUCUGGUGAAAUCCCGAAUCUUAAUAUCCCGAGUUUGCAAGAGCUUGAUUUGUCAAACAAUGAUCUCACCGGACCCGUACCGCAAUCUCUUGAAAGAUUUCCUAGCUCGGCUUUUGUUGGUAAUAAUCUUUCUUCUUUAAGCUCAAUGCCACCUGUUGUUUCUCCCACCAGCCAACCAGUAGCGAAAAAACAUACAAAACUCGGGGAACCUGCGAUUCUCGGAAUCGCGAUCGGUAGUUGUGCGUUAGCGUUUGUACUACUUGCGUUGCUAAUGAUCCUCCGGUAUUCGAAGGAUAAAACAGAGGUUUCAGAGAGACCACAGAAAGAAGAAAAGGUAACAAAACUGCGAUCCGGAAGUCAAAAUGUCAACGGGAAUGGAAGCCUUGUGUUCUUUGAAGGUAGCAGCCUUGCGUUUGAUUUAGAGGAUCUGUUUAGAGCUUCGGCUGAGGUGCUCGGUAAGGGUACGUUUGGUACGACUUAUAAAGCCGCAUUGGAGGAUGCAAGCACUGUUGUUGUGAAGAGACUGAAGGAAGUUGCUGCAGCCAAAAGAGAUUUCGAGCUCCAAAUGGAACUUGUUGGAAACAUUAGGCACGAGAACGUUGUUACUCUAAGAGCUUAUUACUACUCGAAAGACGAAAAGUUGAUGGUGUAUGACUAUUUUGAUCAAGGGAGUGUUUCUUCAAUGUUACAUGCAAAAAGAGAUGAAAACCGGACUCCAUUAGAUUGGGAUAGUCGAUUACGAAUAGCCAUUGGAGCAGCAAGAGGUAUUGCUUAUAUCCACACACAAUCUGGAGGGAAACUUGUUCAUGGGAACAUCAAAGCCUCCAACAUCCUUCUAAACCCGCAGCGAUACGGUUGCGUAAGUGACGUUGGCCUGGCCCCGGUGAUGACCCCGUUAACGCCACCAGUAAUGCGUAUAGGCGGCUACCGGGCCCCAGAAGUAGCAGACACUCGAAAAGUGUACCAAGCGUCAGAUGUCUACUCUUUUGGAGUUGUGUUACUAGAGCUUCUAACAGGAAAGUCACCUACUCAUGCAACUGGAGGUGAGGAGGUGGUGCAUUUGGUGCGAUGGGUUAACUCGGUGGUGCGCGAGGAAUGGACGGCGGAGGUGUUUGACGUGGAGCUGUUGAAGUACCCAAACAUAGAAGAGGAGAUGGUGGAGAUGUUGCAGAUUGGGAUGCAAUGUGUGGCGCGGUCGCCUGAGCAGAGGCCGAAGAUGGCGGAUGUAGUGAAGUUGGUGGAGGAUAUACGGAGGACGACGAAUGCGGGUGCGUCCGGGGUGUCGACGCCGGCAACGGAGGCGACGACUCCGGCAACGGAGGUGACCGCGUCUCCGGUGGUAGCUCAACAGAUAGGAUCAUCUGUUGUUGCAAUGUAAUGUAAUAUUAUUUUUAGAGAAUUGGUUGUGGAAAUAACUGUAAUAUUAAAAAAGAUGUGACAUGGGUAUUGGUUAUUUUUUUAAUGGAAUUAUUACUGUGUUAGGGGUUUGUUUAACUA